GCUUGGUUGUCAUUCACUUACUGAUUCACAGCCAUUCGGUUACUGUCUAGCAACGCAGUGUCAGAUAACAAAUUUGUCAAAUGGUAAAAGGCUGUUGAAGCAAAUAUGUACAUAAACCUCAUUCACAAAAAAGUAAAUGGUGCGCAGCGUGUGACUUUAAUGGUCUUCAUUUUUCUUGGUACACAAAUUUCAACUCGGUAAGUUUUGGUUGCUGGUGGAGAGUACAUGUUGGCUUUGAAAAUCGCAGUCUGGCUACAGUUAAGCAAAGAAACUGCAGGAAAUCCCAGGUCUUGGCUGCCACAUCAAAAGUUCCGCUGCCGAUUUUUUUUUUUUGAAGAGCAGCUUUUCUUCUGCGCGUGUUUUCCUGCUGACUUGUUGGAAAAAAGAAGGAGGACUGGGAAGGGGGACUCGAAACGAGGAUUUUAUCUGAGAGCUGGGUUUUCAUUCCAUUUCAGAGCUGUAUGGGAAGUACAGUAAUGCCAAGAGACCAGCCUGGUUCUCUGUUCUCCAGAGGAGAUCAAACACUGCCUGGAACUGGAACAAUGGGAAUCCCAGCAGAGUGGCCACAGCAGAGGCCAUGAGUCAGCAACGAUGGAGAUACCGAACCCCAGGUCAAACAAGAAACGGUGACAGAGGAUGAAAAGGCCAAAGCCUUGACAGCCUUCAUGAACUGUUAGUAGGAAUUCCUAGCCGGCAACUCACCUGGAGCCUUCAGUUUGCCUUGAUUUGCCUUGUGUCAAAGUUUACUUCGCCGAGCCACUUUUUUAAUUUACAACUAAACCAAACCUGGAAAUGCCAGUAAUCUAGAGGCAACGUGAAACUCUCUUCCCAUGUGCUGAAGUGUGGCUUUAGAAUGGCAAGAAGAGAGAGACAAGAACAACAACUUUUGUUUGGUUAAACUGACGCUUUUAAGCCUUUUUUUAAAGGCUUUUACUUAAAUGCAAACUCUGUUUUCAUGGCAUACCAUUGCAAUAAAUGAAUUACAAUAUCCUAGAUUGUCCACACUGAAGAGCCUUCGGAAAAUUAUGACAUGUGGAAAGCCAAGGAGAUGAACUUUGGAGCAAUUCUUUUCUACAUGGCAGAGGUAUAUGAAGUUGCCAUCGCAGCCCUCCUAGCGCUGUCCUGCGGGAGCCCUGCCAUGAGUUAAGGGUGCGGCACCAUGACGGCGGUGUACAUGAAUGGGGGGGGCUUGGGGAGCCAGCGGUAUGCGCGCUGGAGCCGGCAGGACAGCGCCGAGGACUACCUCCGCACUGAGUGCUAUGCCGAGGAGGAAGGUGGGCAGCACCGGCGGCUCACUCCCUUCGAGAAGCUCACCCUCGACAUGUCCCAGGACGAGAAGGUGGUCAAGGAGCUGACCCUGGGCAAGAGGAUCGGCUUCUACAGGGUGCGAGGCGAGAUCGGCAGCGGCAAUUUCUCCCAGGUCAAACUGGGCAUCCACUCCCUCACCAAAGAGAAAGUAGCAAUCAAAAUCCUGGACAAGACGAAGCUGGAUCAGAAGACCCAACGACUGCUGUCCAGGGAGAUCUCCAGUAUGGAGAAGCUGCACCAUCCCAAUGUGAUCCGGCUCUACGAGGUGGUGGAGACCCUUUCCAAGCUGCAUCUCGUCAUGGAGUACGCAGGAGGAGGGGAGCUCUUUGCCAAGAUUAACAUGGAGGGCAAGCUGUCCGACAUCGACAGCAGGAUCGUCUUCUCUCAGAUCCUCUCUGCGGUCAAACACAUGCAUGACAGCAACAUCAUCCAUCGGGACCUGAAGGCAGAGAACGUGUUUUACACGUGUAACACCUGCGUCAAAGUGGGUGACUUUGGCUUCAGCACAAUCAGCAAGAAGGAGGAGACUCUCAACACCUUCUGUGGCUCACCACCUUACGCGGCGCCCGAGCUCUUCAGAGAUGAGAACUACGUGGGAAGCUAUGUGGACGUUUGGGCACUGGGCAUCCUGCUCUUUUUUAUGGUGACUGGCACCAUGCCUUUCCGUGCCGACACCGUAGCCAAGCUUAAGAAGUGCAUCCUGGAAGGGAACUAUACCAUCCCGCCCUAUGUGCCCGAGUCAUGCCAGAAACUCAUCAAGGGCAUCUUGCAGCCUGUGCCCAGUGACCGCCACUCCAUUGCCCAAAUCAUGGCCUGUGAGUGGUUACAGUCUGUGGAGUUCCCCAAUCCCAUGGAGCCUUUCAAACUGGACCCCAUGUACCUCGCCGAGCCUGCCGAGCUGGAUGAGGACGAAGCGGAGGUGAAGGCGGCUCUGGAGAGCCUGGGCAUCACAGAAGAGCACAUCCGCAACAACCAGGGCAAGGACUGCCGCAGCUCCAUCACUGGGGUGUACCGGAUCCUCCUGCACCGGGUGCAGAAGAGAAGAGCCGUGGACAGCAUGCCUGUGGUCACGCACGUUGUCCGGGAAACCAAGAAAGAGAGGCUCCAGCCUUACCGAGAGAUCCGGCACACAUCCAAACUGUGCUCCAUUUUAUAGACUCGCAGCCUCCGAGUGUCUUAAAUAAUGGAUUUCGCGAGAGAUGGGGAAGAAAUGUUUACUGUGGUUAAUUUUCCAGAUGCUUUGUUUAAUAGUUCAUGGUUUUGGAAUAUAAAACUGAAUAAACACAGCCUUUAAAUCUCA
Lepisosteus oculatus (spotted gar) is the source of this 2608-nucleotide messenger RNA. The record is from RefSeq and is a predicted model, not a curated record. NCBI's taxonomy places the organism in Eukaryota, Metazoa, Chordata, Actinopteri, Semionotiformes, Lepisosteidae.